AUGGUGAAGCCAAGUCAUGAAUCCAAGUGAAAACGCUUCCAACUCUACAAAUUUAAAAAGAGGGAAAACAAAACAAAAGCAGGAAAACGCGAGUUUUCAAAGUGGCGCCAAAAACAUGAAAAACUGAAUUUCCAUUUCCCUCUUUUAUCUUUUUCUUCUAUUAAUUGUUUCCCUCUCUCCAAACACAAUCCUCAGAUAUCUUCGAUUCUGCUUUCUCUCAAAAAAAGAAACCCACUCUUUCAUUUUCUUCGCAGUGUAAGUGUAAUUACAGUGAAGGACAAAGAAGAUGGCCGGCGGAUCCAAGUCAAAUCCACCAAAGCCAAGGAAGAGGGUGGACGCUGCUUCAACCACUUCCCCUACCUCCUCUCUUGUCCGCGCCAAAGAUGGUAGUGCUUUUGCCAAAUGUGAUGAAUGUAACAAAACUGUACCAGUGGCUCUUAUUAGUAUGCAUAGUUGCAGCCUUGACGCCAAAAUUAAAAUGAAUUUGGAGGCUCAAGUUAUCGAGAAGACUGCUGAAGUGAAGAAGAAACCUGCAGAAAGGAAGAAAUCUUCAUCAACAGAACCAAAUCCGAAAAGACUGAAGAAAUUGAAGAAGGGAAAAGAUCCUAGUGCCCCCAAACGUCCUCCUACUGCCUUCUUUUUGUUCAUGGAUGACUUUAGAAAAUCUUACAAGGAAGCAAAUCCAGAUGCAAAGGGUGUUACAGGGGUUGCAAAGGAAGGUGGUGAGAAAUGGAAGUCUAUGUCAGAAGAAGAAAAGAAGCCUUAUAUUGAUAAAGCUGCGGAGCUCAAGGCAGAGUAUGAGAAGGCUUUGGAGGAGGCUAAGAAUGCUGACAAUGAAAAUGAGGAAGAGGGAGCGGGUUCAGGGAAGGAAACAUCAACUGCUGAAAAGGAAACAGAAGAAGUAUUAGAUGAUUAUUAGUCAGCGCCAUAAUCCCCAACCCCAAGAGUUUCUUUUUCUUAUUUUGUUGGGGUACUGUAAAAUUUUGAAUCUCCUUUUUGAUGUAAUGGAUUCUAGUUGGUGUCUAGAUAUGUUGACAAUCAUCUUGCUUUCUCUCUUUUCUAAUCAUGUUUGCAGUGUCUUUGACAUUUGAAGGGCAGGUUUUUAAAGUAAAAUUCAUGGCUUAGCAGUGGUGAUGAUAACAAAAAAUGGUCUUUGGAGGUGG
Molecule: messenger RNA, 1163 nt
Organism: Durio zibethinus
Lineage: Eukaryota; Viridiplantae; Streptophyta; Magnoliopsida; Malvales; Malvaceae
Product: high mobility group B protein 7-like
Biological process (GO): polar nucleus fusion
Cellular component (GO): nucleus
Molecular function (GO): DNA binding
Source: RefSeq, a predicted model, not a curated record